AUGGUGAAAUGGGGAGGGCCGUGGAGAGAGGUAGUGGCCGUGGAGGAUGUUGCAGAAGAAAACGGAGAAGGAAAAGAAAAGGGGAAAAGAAAAGAAAAAGGAUCGCUGUCGGCCAUGAACGAGAGGUCGGUUGAGCCUCCGUCUCGUAGGCUUCCUCGGCGGCACCUCCUGCAGAGAAGAAAGUGGGAGCGGCGGCACCGCAGACUGGCGGCCGGCGAUGAUAUCGGUGGGAGAUUGUGCUUGCCGACAUUCUACUCGUCGGAUUUUCGCCAGAGACUACUGCAUCGCAGCGGAUGCUUAGCGGAGGCGCGGCAGAGAUACAACGAUGGCAUGGUGGCGACUGAGCUCGAUACACUGGCGAGCCGCCGAGGGAGAGAGAAAUGA
Messenger RNA from Striga asiatica, 384 nucleotides. The record is from the annotation of a GenBank genome assembly. NCBI's taxonomy places the organism in Eukaryota, Viridiplantae, Streptophyta, Magnoliopsida, Lamiales, Orobanchaceae.